GUUCGUUUGUGUGUGUGAGACAUGAGCGUCUCAGCCUCUCCUGGAGCCCGAACUGAGCAUGCGCAGUCCUCCUUCCAGCCCGCGGUCGCUUGAGGAAGUUUGGAUCAACUUUGUACCUGUGGCUGCGGUUCAUUGAUGCUAGCUUAUCUCCAGAAAUGACGUCAACAUCGGAGCUCGAGCAGCUGGCAGAAAUAGAACUUCAGAAGGAGGAAGAGGAGGAUGAGGAGGGUCAGAAGUGUGUCACAGACGCUCCAUCACUUCCUCCCAGCAGCACAAGCAGUCCUGAUGCUUCUCACCCGUUUUAUGAUGUGGCGCGACACGGCAUCAUCCAGGUCUCGGGUGACGACAACUACGGCAGGAAGUUGAUCACCUUCAGCAGCUGCUGUUUGCCUCCGUCACACCAGCUGAACCACCAACGGCUGCUGCAGUACCUGAAGUUCACCUUGGACCAGUACGUGGAGAUGGACUACAUCCUGGUUUACUUCCACUAUGGCCUGAGGAGCAGCAACAAGCCGUCUCUCAAAUGGUUACGAGAAGCUUACAGCGAGUUCGACAGGAAAUACAAGAAGAACCUGAAGACUCUUUAUGUCGUUCAUCCCACAAACUUCAUCCGGAUCGUCUGGAACAUUUUCAAACCCCUGAUCAGUCACAAGUUUGGGAAGAAGCUGACGUACGUGAACUACCUGGCGGAGCUCAGAGAUCACCUGAACUACGAGCAGCUCAUCGUCCCGGCCGACGUCCUCAGACACGAUGAACGGUUACGAGCGGCUCAGAAAGGCGGACCUUCUCCCCCGGCGAGGACGCCUCCACCGCGUCCCCCCCUGCCCACGCAGCAGUUCGGAGUCAGCCUGCAGUACAUCAGAGAGAAGAACAGGGAGGCCGUCAUCCCGCCCGUCGUCUCUCAGACUGUGGCCUACCUGAAAGACAAAGGUCUGAGGACAGAGGGGAUCUUCAGACGCUCUGCUCGUGUUCAGCUCAUCAAGGACGUCCAGAAGCUCUAUAACCUCGGGAAGCCCGUGAACUUUGACGAUUACGGCGACGUCCACGUUCCAGCCGUGAUCCUCAAGACGUUUCUCAGGGAGCUUCCUGAACCGCUGCUCACCUUCAGAGUGUACAACCAGGUCCAGGAGCUGCUGAACGUGGAGAGCAGUCUGAGGGUCAGCAGGUGCAAACAGAUUGUCGAAGGUCUUCCUGAGCAUCACUUCAUCGUCACGAAGUUCCUGCUGUGCUUCCUCCACACGGUGUCUCUGGAGAGCAUCGUGAACAAGAUGAGUCCGUCCAACCUGGCCUGCGUGUUCGGGGUCAACCUGGUGUGGCCUCGUCACGGCUCCAUCUCUCUGAGUGCUCUGACCCCCAUCAACAUCUUCACCGAGAUCCUCAUCGAACACUUCCACACGGUGUUCGGCUCGCGCUGCCCACCUGCACAGGUAACACCCUGAGCCUGCACGCCGACGCCCGUCUUCCUCUGGGAGCCUCUGAUUCUGCUCCUUCCAUCUGGACAAAAGCUCAGUCGCUACACACCAAAUCUAAAAGAGGGACUUCAGAGUCCUGCUCCCCAGAGGAUGAAGCUCCACGUGGUCCACAUGAGGGACCUGCAGGACGUCAGCUGUGUCUGCAGGCAUCGUGGUGAUGAUGAUGAUGAUGAAUAUUUAAUAAACGGUUUUUAAUGGUUGUGAGCAGAUCAGAGUCGGCUGUGAUCGUAAAGGUUGCUAAGUGAUAUUUGGAAUCAAUAAGCUUCAUCACUGGGUUUUCUAAAUCUGACCCGAGUUACUCAGGCGCUGCACUUCUGCCACCUGAGUAUUUCAUUUCCUUCUUAAUUCCACUUCACUGCAUUCAUAACUUUAGUUUCUUCAGAUUACAAACACAAAAUGUAAAGACUGUUAGGAAGUUUUUUUAUUGCGUUUAUCAGACAAAAACAGAUCAAUUAUCAGAAAAGCAUUCGCUCCAAUGAUCAGUCUGUCCUCUGUGACGUCAGUAAGACCCUGAAAUGUCCUCCAAUCUGCUCACACGUCAUAAACCGUUUAAUAGAUGUUAAAUGUUGAAGAUUCUUUAUAUUUUUAUAUGAACUUGGUACUUUAAGUUUUUAGGCAGUUGACUUGUAAAAUCUAGCAGUGAACAAAAUGAAAGACGUCCAUGUAAAACCGGCUUCUUGUCCAGAGGCAAAACAUCUGGCUGAUUAAAUCGUUUCUCCUUCUGACCGACGCGACGCGGCGGCUGUCGGGUUUGUUUGUGGACCAAAGCAGAUGAAACACGACGCAAACCAAACCUUUUGUUGUCGGAUUUUGUUUAUUAAUGAUUCCAUUUUUUGUAAGAACUUGGUACAAAAAAGUGAGACUAUUCUUGAAUCGUUUACCAACUUCCAUCAAUCAACUUUUUAAUGCAUCAUAAAGAAGAAAAAACUACGUUGGCAUAUUUAAGACAAACACUUUCCUAUACACACUAUCCACUGGACAGCCCCGUCGUCAUGACAAACAAAAAACUUCUACUUCAACAACAUUUUCGUUUCCAUCUAAACGCGCCGUCGCCUCCUCGUGGCAAAAUAAAAAAUUGAACGUCGCAAGCUAGAAGUCAGAAUGCAGAACCGGCAAACAAUAGAAAAUCCAAUGUUUUCUUUUUUUGCUCCUUGAUAAAAGAAUAUAAAAAUGUUCUUUUUUCUCAUUUGUUCAAAUGUUGUGUCGUGUAUUAAAAUAGAUCUGUUUAAGCACUGC
Messenger RNA from Scatophagus argus, 2708 nucleotides. RefSeq names its product rho GTPase-activating protein 8-like. The transcript is spliced from 13 exons. Gene Ontology annotation, biological process: small GTPase-mediated signal transduction; negative regulation of endocytic recycling. Gene Ontology annotation, cellular component: cytoplasm. The record is from RefSeq and is a predicted model, not a curated record. Lineage: Eukaryota; Metazoa; Chordata; Actinopteri; Scatophagidae. The coding region runs from base 156 to 1439 and encodes 427 amino acids. Gene Ontology annotation, molecular function: GTPase activator activity.